Messenger RNA from Rhinolophus ferrumequinum (greater horseshoe bat), 1657 nucleotides. It is a transcript of the gene ST3GAL3, whose product is annotated as ST3 beta-galactoside alpha-2,3-sialyltransferase 3. The transcript has 12 exons. Gene Ontology annotation, molecular function: sialyltransferase activity. The coding region runs from base 183 to 1307 and encodes 374 amino acids. The record is from RefSeq and is a predicted model, not a curated record. Lineage: Eukaryota; Metazoa; Chordata; Mammalia; Chiroptera; Rhinolophidae.
GUCCCCACUAUGGCGGCGCCCAUGCCGCCCACCGCGUCGUGGGCGCCCGCCGGGGUCCCCCGCGGCUGCUGCCGCCGCCUGCGCCGUCGCCUGCGUCUUCCCGCCCGCGUCGGGCUAGGCGCCGCCUCCCCGCUGCCUCCCUCACCGCUGCGGUCAUGUAGGAAAUCGUAAAUCAUGUGAAGAUGGGACUCUUGGUAUUUGUGCGCAAUCUGCUGCUAGCCCUCUGCCUUUUUCUGGUACUGGGAUUUUUGUAUUAUUCUGCAUGGAAGCUACAUUUACUCCAGUGGGAGGACUCCAAUUCAGUGGUUCUAUCCUUUGACUCCGCUGGACAGACGCUAGGCUCAGAGUAUGAUCGGUUGGGAUUCCUCCUGAAGCUGGACUCUAAACUGCCUGCGGAGUUGGCCACCAAGUACGCAAACUUUUCAGAGGGAGCUUGCAAGCCUGGCUAUGCUUCAGCCUUGAUGACCGCCAUCUUCCCCCGGUUCUCCAAGCCAGCACCCAUGUUCCUGGAUGACUCCUUCCGCAAGUGGGCUAGGAUCCGGGAAUUUGUGCCGCCUUUCGGGAUCAAAGGUCAAGACAAUUUGAUCAAAGCCAUCUUGUCAGUCACCAAAGAGUACCGCCUGACCCCUGCCUUGGACAGCCUCAGCUGCCGCCGCUGCAUCAUCGUGGGCAAUGGAGGUGUCCUUGCCAACAAGUCCCUGGGGUCACGAAUUGAUGACUAUGACAUUGUGGUCAGACUGAACUCGGCGCCGGUGAAAGGCUUUGAGAAGGACGUGGGAAGCAAGACCACACUGCGUAUCACCUACCCCGAGGGCGCCAUGCAGCGGCCCGAGCAAUACGAGCGCGAUUCCCUCUUUGUCCUCGCUGGCUUCAAGUGGCAGGACUUCAAGUGGCUGAAGUACAUCGUCCACAAGGAGAGAGUGAGUGCAUCGGACGGCUUCUGGAAAUCUGUGGCCACUCGAGUGCCCAAGGAGCCCCCUGAGAUUCGCAUCCUGAACCCAUAUUUCAUCCAGGAAGCUGCCUUCACCCUCAUUGGACUGCCCUUCAACAACGGCCUCAUGGGCCGCGGGAACAUCCCGACCCUUGGCAGUGUGGCAGUGACCAUGGCACUACACGGCUGUGAUGAGGUGGCAGUCGCAGGCUUUGGCUACGACAUGAGCACCCCCAAUGCACCCCUGCACUACUAUGAGACCGUGCGCAUGGCAGCCAUCAAAGAGUCCUGGACACACAACAUUCAGCGAGAGAAAGAGUUUCUGCGGAAGCUAGUGAAAGCACGUGUCAUCACUGACCUAACCAGUGGCAUCUGAGGUGGGCCCAGAGAGCAUAUGGCCAUGGAGGUCUCAGCACCGCAGGAGCAAGCUGCAGCCCCCGCCACCUGCACACUUCACUGGCCUUGGUCUGGCCCUGCCUGAGAGGCGCAGGAGUCUUUAGACCCAGAGGACAGUGCCAAGAGGCCCCAGGCGUGGCAGGGCCUUGGCAGGGCAGCCAGAGCUAUGUCUGCUCAGAGGCCAGCCUCAAAGACCAGCACUUGGCCUCACUCAGCCUGGGCCCUUGAAGCCAAAGGGCCAGGAGGCCACUGGCCAGGCCCAGCAGGCCCAGCAUGCAGGAGGUGGACACAGGCAGCAAGGCUGCUGCUGGAAUUAUUUCUCUAAUCAGU